UGAUUCCAUGCCUCCUCAACAUUCCACGGUGUUCUGGGUGAAACGACAAUCGUGUACCUCUAUGAGUCGCCAGCCGUGGAAGGGGACUGUGUUGAUCGUCGUCUUUCUUUGUGUCUGGGUUUUCUGUCUCUCUGUGCCUCUUCCCUUCCUCGAAUGGAUUUUUUUGCAGCGCUGCCGUCUUGAUCUCUCCGCCCUCCCCCACCAAAAGCUGAGGCUAUUGUGGGUGACACGAAAGCUGCACCGUUGUACGAUCCUGACCGUGUCGUGUCAUUGUGCUUCACGUAAUAGUCUGCAGACAUUUCCCCACGGAGGGGGGGGGGGGGGCAAUUGUGAUGUGCGUGGUGUUUUUAGAUGUAUGUUCUUCUACUGGUCUCGUCUUGUUUAAAUACUCGCUAUCGCCGUGUCGCCGGAGCCUAGGCGAUAAUUAUAAACGCAUCGCCCGUUGCAUCUUCGCUGCAGGUCGCUUGCGAUAGCUAGAGGGCGCCCGUGUGCGUCCUUUGUUUAAAGUGUUUGUUCAUGCCGCAUUCCAUGCACGCCGCCUGUUCCCGCUACCAGGUUCAGCUGGACCGAUACCCUCCCCCCUUCCCGUCGUGGGCUCUUAAGAGCCGCAGGGACCUUGUGGGAGCAAAGGCUCCUUGAAAGGUCUAUAGCCAGCAAAGGUGCACGUAAUUGGGGUAAAUCAGCACGCCUUUAUAUUGCCACGGCCAGUUCAUCAGACUCAGCCAGAAGCGCCCGGGCCCGCUGGUGCGUGCGCGAUUGGCCGCUUGGGUGGGCGCAAUGCCAGGUGCCCUCCGCGGUGCGGUGAAGUUGAGCGCGUGCUGGCGGCGUGGGCUGGCACUGCGGCGCGUGUAGCACGCCAGACAGAGUGGCCCCGUCGUGCGAGGCGAGGCGCGUGUCGUCAGAACCGCUACCGCAGCUGCAGCUGCUGCUGCUGUCGUCUGCUAUUGCUUGCUGCUGUCACCACAGCUGGAGUCACUUAUUCACCAACUGCGUUAACACGCAGGAGAGAGUGAGGUUGUGGUGGGGGUGCGCGCUUUAAAUCCGAGGCGUCGCGCGCGGUGGAAUAUUUCCAUUAUCGCAGGGGAGGUGGUGACCACGAGUGUGGUUCGGUGCGGUGGACGAGUUUGGUGCGAUUUGUGAAAGGCGUGCGGUUCGUGCGGCCGGUUGUAUCAAACAGCCGCAAAGACAACAACAAACCACACAAACACACAACAGGAAAGGAAGAAUAUUCCUACGCGCUCAGCGCAGGCGAGGCACGGGUUGUGUUUGCGCACGCGACUCGACAAGGACGUCGUCCCGACGGCCAUGGACCUCAGCGCGGGCAAGGAUGUGGACGAGGACAUGGAUGACGGAAUCCCGUGGAGCGACGUGAGGCCAGAGCAGCUCCACUCCAUGUGCCAGAGACUCCGCGGGCUGAGGAAGCACAAGAAUGCAGCUCAAAGGCUCCGCUGCCUGGUGAAACAGCUGGAGAAGGGCGAGCUGCCCGUGGCCGAACUCCGCAGGAACAUCGAGUACGCGGCCUCUGUGCUCGAAGCUCUCUACAUAGACGAGACCAGACGGCUGCUCGACUCGGAGGAUGAGCUGGGCGACAUCAGCUCGGAGGCCGUGCCGGCCGAGGUGCGGGACUGGCUCGCGUCCACCUUCACGCGCCGCAUGGGCGUCACGGCGCGCCGGCCGGAGGACAAGCCCCGCUUCCGCAGCAUCGUGCACGCCGUGCAGGCGGGCAUCUUCGUGGAGAGGAUGUACCGGCGCACAUCCAACAUGGUCGGCCUCAGCUAUCCACCGAACGUUCUGGUGGCACUGAAGGACGUGAACAAGUGGUCGUUCGACGUGUUUGUGCUGAACGAGGCGAGUGGAGAGCACGCACUCAAGUUCGUCAUGCACGAGCUGCUCACGAGAUACGAGCUCAUCUCGAGAUACAAGAUUCCCGUCGCAGCGCUGGUGUCGUUCGUGGAGGCGCUGGAGGCGGGCUACAGCAAGCACAAGAACCCGUACCACAACCUGGCGCAUGCCGCCGACGUCACCCAGACCGUGCACUACCUACUCCUGCAGUCGGGCCUCAUGCACUGGCUGAGUGAGCUGGAGACGCUUGCUGUCAUCUUCGCCGCGGCCAUUCACGAUCUGGAGCACACGGGCACCACCAACAACUUCCACAUCCAGACGCGCUCGGACGUGGCUCUGCUGUACAACGACCGCGCGGUGCUGGAGAACCAUCACGUGAGCGCCGCCUACCGCCUCAUGCAGGACGACGACAUGAACAUCUUCAUCAACCUCAGCAAGGACGACUGGAGAGAGCUGCGUGCGCUGGUCGUCGAGAUGGUUCUGGCGACGGACAUGUCGUGUCACUUUCAACAGAUCAAGACCAUGAAGAGCGCCCUGCAACAGCCUGAAAGCAUUGACAAGUCGAAGGCGAUGUCGCUGCUCCUGCACGCUGGCGACAUCAGCCACCCCACCAAGGAGUGGCCCCUGCACCAGCGCUGGACCGAGGCCCUCAUGGAGGAGUUCUUCAGGCAGGGUGACCGUGAAGCGAAGCUGGGCCUCCCGUUUUCGCCCCUGUGCGACCGAAACUCUACGAUGGUCGCCCAGUCACAGAUCGGAUUCAUGGACUUCAUUGUGGAGCCCACGUUCUCCGUGCUCACCGACAUGGCCGAGAAGGUGGUGGUGCCCCUGGCCGAGGAAGCAGCCAGGGCCGGCACACCAGGGGUGCCACGCCGCGGCAGUGCGCCCCGCUCUCCACACAGCGCGGCAACCGUGGAGUGGCACCGCGGCAAGCGCGCGGCAAGCGACGGCUCCGUCACCUCCAUCUGCACCGUCGACCUCCUCCAGUUCCGCGCGCUGUGGCAGAAUUGCCUCAGCAGCAACAAGGAGCGCUGGAAGGAGCAGGCGGCGGCGGCGGCUGCAACGGCUUUAACCGCGACCCCCACUGGAGAUGACAAGGAAGCUCCCAUGCAGGAGGAAGAAACGACAGCAGUGCCGGCACACGAGCUGCGCAGGGAGCCGGAUGACGGCAGGCGACAAUCCACAGCUGCCCUGGAACAGAUCGCCUCCGCCGAUCAUGCUGACGAUGACGCCGAUGAUGUCAGUCAUGGCAGCAUGGGCGACCAAGAUGAGGACCAUAGCGUCGGCGGCGACGAUGAUCAUAACGAUGGUGGCAACGAUGACGAUGAUGAGGCAGCGGAGAACACGGGAGAAGAUCCCGGAGAGAGACUUGCAGACGAGGAUGCAGGGUGGCGAGAGGGCGGGCACGCCGGGAGGGCGAAUGACGUCGAGGUCACCGCCUCGUCGGACGUGUCCCUCCAGUCGGAGCCGUCGCUCACGUCCGAAGAGUCCGUGUUGUCCGAUUCGAAGGACAAAGAGGACUCGACAAUGCUGGAGACAGGUGAGGCUUCGGUAAGAACCGGUGUGGAAGAAAACGUCUUGUUGGACCAUUGACGCCACCACCACCAUCAUCGCCAUACUCAGGACUGACAGUGUGAAGAGUCAAUUGUGAAGUUGCAAAAAUAGUGAAACAAACAAGUGGGAAAGAGGGAGGAGAGGACGGGGGAAAGAGGCGAGCACAAGGGGGCUAAAGUCGUUUUGUUUCAGCAAUGUAUGGGCAUGCUCACAGGUUGAAUGUUUGUCAUGACCAUGGGCAAGCUCAGAAACAGCCUUUUCCACUCAAACUGGACAAUCAAACCAAUAAACCGGGAAUCACACGUUACAUAGCUCUGAUCUGAGUCGCAGACCGAUGUACAAAGAAAUCCCUUUACCGUGGGUCAGUUUUUCGACAAUAUUUUUUGUUUAGCUUGUUACAUUUGCAAAUGUGUACGAUGGCUGACAUCUGUGCUGGAACAUUGCCCACAAUUGUAGCUGUAACCCUGUUGGUGUUCAAGCUGACACGGAGUUGAAGUUAACUGUCAACACUGAAAUCAUAAAGGACUAACAUUAAACGUAACAUGUAUCAAUUGGUCUGUUUUAAAAAAAAGUCGUGUCCGUGAAAUGAAUGAAAAUGUCCACCAUUAUUUAAUUUAUUGCGAAUUUGUUUAUGGGUCUGAUUUUCCACGAAUCACAUUUGGUAAAACAAAAAUGGUCGGUCCCUUCAGUCUUAUGCUCAUGUGAAGGUAAAAUGAUAUAUGUACUGCAGGGUAACGCAUGUGACUGAAAAAUCAUGUUUUAUUGCAGAGAAUGUCAACAGCAUACGUGUGGUGUAUUUAAUUAUUUAGAAUGUUUUUAGUUUGUGAAGUAGAAUAGUAAAACAAUCAUAAACACUACUUGCGAGGAGAUGUUAAGGUUUGCAAAACCACUCCUCUUUACUCCGUUCAUCCAAACUCCAUCUAACAUAAAAAAAAGAAAAUAUCUUGAAUCACACACACACACAUUGUAAAUUGGCCUGUCAUAUUCCGGCUGCUGCAUUAAGACUUUGCCUCUGAGCAGCACUCUAAUAAUUAAACAAAUGCUGUUUCAGCACCGUUUGCAUCAUGGCUGCUUUGCGAGUGUUAACGUGUUGGUAUUUGAAAUACAUUCUGGCCGGACAGCACGGAGGGCAUUAGGAUGUGGACUCGCAGUUCGUUAUGCUGCUGCAGCAGCUCGUGGAUUUGUUUACUAACAUGAGUCGGGCACCAUAGCGACGGUCGUUCUGACAUCAAGAGGGAAAAUCCACACGGGUUUCUGUGGCGUAAGGAAAAAAAAAAGAAGAGACAUUUAGGGCUCGAUUUAAUAGUAAAUGCUUUUGGUAUAAAUGACCACACACAUAAUCAAAAAUACGGCGUGACUUCGUGUUCUGUUUUGUUAAUGUUAUUUCUUUGUACUUAAUUAUUGUUCAUAAGUUGCUGUGCAUAAUAAACCAGAGGCACUCAGCAGUG
Molecule: messenger RNA, 4841 nt
Organism: Lethenteron reissneri (Far Eastern brook lamprey)
Lineage: Eukaryota; Metazoa; Chordata; Hyperoartia; Petromyzontiformes; Petromyzontidae
Product: dual specificity calcium/calmodulin-dependent 3',5'-cyclic nucleotide phosphodiesterase 1A-like
Biological process (GO): signal transduction
Molecular function (GO): 3',5'-cyclic-nucleotide phosphodiesterase activity
Source: RefSeq, a predicted model, not a curated record